UUUCGUGUGUUCUGCUUAAUUUUCAACGAUAUAUAUCUCGAUAUUCCAAAAAAACUCUCGAAUUAUCCGUUUUCUUUCACUAUUUAUUGAAUCUUUCAUUGAAAUGAAAUUGAUCGGGCUCAUGUUUUUGCUGUCGUUUUGUAAUCAUCUUAGUGCGGCUCCGAUAAAUGUGACCUCUGAGAUAAGUACGCUCAUUAGAAGAAUAAUAUGGAUUAAUUGGAAUCAGUCAAACAUCUCUCACAAAUUCAAUCCUGAUGCUAUUCUCAACACGCCGGGGAUGAUAAAAAAAGCGGGUUAUCCCGCAGAAUCUUACAUUAUAAUGACGGAGGACGGCUAUCUCUUGACGUUACAUCGUAUCCCAGGUGGCAACAAUUCUUUACCCGUUCUUCUGCAGCAUGGUCUUUUAUGCAGCUCCGCCGACUGGGUUGUUCUUGGCAAAGGCAAAGCAUUGGCUUACUUAUUGGCGGAUCAGGGAUACGAUGUUUGGUUGGGCAAUUUUCGAGGUAAUAUAUACUCGAAGGCGCAUAUUUUCCUAUCUCCUAAGAAUUCGUCAUUUUGGAAUUUCAGCUUUCACGAAAUGGGCAUCUAUGAUUUACCCGCGAUGAUUACAUUUAUCACGAAUAUGAGAUCCCAACCAUUGCACACAUAUAUUGGUCAUUCUAUGGGCGCAACUAGUUUUUUUAUAAUGGCAUCAGAGCGUCCGAAAAUCGCUCGAAUGGUGCAAAUGAUGGUCGGUCUCGCGCCAGCAGUUCUUGUAAACCACUUGCAGAGUCCAGUACAACACUUAUUACCAUUUAAAAAUGAAAUUAAGAGAGUGAUGCAAUUAUUUUUCCAUGAUGAAUUCCUCCAAAGCGACUUUGUGAGAUUUCUUUUGAAAAAAAUCUGCCAGCGGAAUAUUAGUCUCGGAGAGAUCUGCUCAAAUUUUAUGUUUAUGAUCUGGGGUGAUGAUCGCGAACAGUUUAACAAUACUCUAUUGCCUGUCAUCUUGAAUCAUUUCCCGACCAGCAUCUCAGUUAAAACGCUACUGCAUUACAGCCAAAUAGCUGACUCGGGCAAGUUUCGCAAAUACGAAUACAGUCGCGUGAAAAAUCUGUUGAUUUAUAAUUCUAUGAACCCACCAAAUUAUGAUUUAUCGAAUAUAACAAUACCAGUCGCGUUGUUUUACGCCAAUAAUGACUGGUUAAUCAGCACAAAGGGUGUGAAAAGAUUGUACCAUUUAUUGCCCAAUGUAGUGGAUAUGUACGAAGUGCCGUGGUCAAAAUUCAAUCACAUGGAUUUUAUAUGGGCUAAAGAUGCGUCAAAACUCGUAUAUGACAGGAUUCUCAAGAUCAUGAGAAGAGAAAAUUCAAACAACGUUAGAUCAGUAGAAUAAUAUUGUCAGCAAUUAAAAUUAAAGAUAAAUGUUACACGCUAGAUCUUCAGUAAUAUUAAUGAUUGUAAUCGUUCAUUCAAUGAAACGUAAACUUAUAAUGUCUUAGUAUUAUUUACAAUUAUCUAUUGUAAAGUUAAUGGUGCAUGAUUGUCUGUU
Molecule: messenger RNA, 1528 nt
Organism: Camponotus floridanus (Florida carpenter ant)
Lineage: Eukaryota; Metazoa; Arthropoda; Insecta; Hymenoptera; Formicidae
Product: lipase 3
Exons: 7
Coding region: 104-1372 (422 amino acids)
Biological process (GO): lipid metabolic process
Molecular function (GO): hydrolase activity, acting on ester bonds
Source: RefSeq, a predicted model, not a curated record